Messenger RNA from Coccinella septempunctata (seven-spotted ladybird), 5354 nucleotides. RefSeq lists its product as uncharacterized. The coding region runs from base 159 to 5285 and encodes 1708 amino acids. Lineage: Eukaryota; Metazoa; Arthropoda; Insecta; Coleoptera; Coccinellidae. The record is from RefSeq and is a predicted model, not a curated record. The transcript has 4 exons.
UUCAUCUAUUUUCCUGAUUCGUUAUUGAAGAAACCGCAAACAUAAUACAUUAUCUUUUUCGUUUCAAAAUAUAAUAGAGGUUCGCAGAAAUAAGUCAUUUAGUUGGUGAAACGAGGUUCAAAAAGUAGCCCUAAGGAAGUACAAUAAAGUGCUCAAAAAUGUGGGUUUCUAUACCUACGGUAGUUCUGUUGGCCCUUUUCGCAGCUCAGGAUAUUGCUGGGGAAACAGCACCCCUACUCUUAUCAACAUCGGACCUGACAACAGAUGAACAAGGUAGGAAAGCUGACGAAAAACCAGCUAUAUCGCUUGAAUAUAAGCCUAUAAAGCCAUCUUAUUUGAGCUCUGGGAGCAACGUUGCCCAAAUCGUUCCACCAGGACAACCAUGGCCGGCGAGUGCAGCAGGUUACCCAAACUUCUCGCAACUCAGCCCUACAGUGGCUACCAAAGACGAAGUGACAGAUGACAUUCCUCUCCUUCAGUCUGCCCCAACCCCCAGCGCCAAUAUGAUCAGUCUGGACAUGUCCAAUCCCAAUACCAAUUUUGUAGAUGCUCUAGAGAAGAUUUUGGCACCCGAAUUGUCAAACGUCAAAGUCGCCGACCAGCAACAAACGAUCCCUAUCUCUAUAAAUAUAACACCACCUCCUAACGCCAAUAUGGACUUCGUCAAGGCACUCCAGGUAGCUGUUAGAACAGCUGUGAGUAAACUGGUACCCUCCGCUGGUACUUCAUUGAAAAUCGCCAUCACCAAAGCGUCCACUGGGGCUAUAGUCAACGUUAAGGCCUACUUGGACAUCGUUGUACCCGCGGCUGUCAAAAAAGUUGUUCCUACUCUACCUCCUUCAAACGUUCCCGAAAUAGACCUUACGAAAGGUACUUCAGGUUUGGUCCAAAACCUCCAGAGCAUACUCUUGAAGGAACUGUUGGAAGCAGGGUAUAGCCCUGAUGCAGAAUCUACCCAGGACUUCUCCUUAUCCUUCAGUGUUUUGCCACCUGAAGGUGCAACCAAAGAUUUUGUAAGACUGGACGUCCUAGGACCCUUACAAACAGCUUUAAACAGUAUCGCACCUCACGCAUCUAUCACUUCGGUCUCUGUGAACACCCAACAGAGCAACAGUAAGAUCUUGAGACAAACGGUCAAGUUAAACGUGCGAGUCAAUCCUCCUGCUGAGUUCCAAAUGAACGAAAACGUGGUUGAAGUACCUGAAGUCGUUUUGAACGUACCCGGCGCAAACAUAGCCAGCACUGUUGUUACAACUCUACAGAAUCAAAUAAUGAAAAUUGCUAACGUCAACCCCUCGCAGGCCAAAACCUUAUCCAUACCUUUCAAGAUCACACCUCCAGCAGGUGCUACACAGCAGCAGAUUAUGGAGAUGUACGUCAUUCCCAUAUCGCAGGUUUUGUCCAAACUUGAUCCUACAGGAAAAAUCUUGAAAUUAAGCCAGAAAACUCUUCCAAACGGCGACAUUAUCAUAGUUGUUUAUAUGAACAUUCCAGCAAAUGCCACUACGAAACCUUCCAACGAACAGAAUCAACCAGAAGUGGUUCCGGUAGUUCCAGAAACGUCAACCACAUCGACCAUAAGUAUAAAUAACAGAAAUUCCUUCCCUGAAGGAGAAGAAGAUGAGAUUCCCUCAGAAGUUACUAACAACGAAGAAACUUCUGAAAGUACAAUCGAGGCUGAAAUACCAAAUAACGCCAUCAAAACUCCGACAGUAGAUUUAACCACUCCAACAGCAAGUGUCAACAGUAUUCGACAAAUUUUGAAUGAUGAAUUGUCCCCUCUUUCAAACCCCGUAGAUGAUGGAAAGCCCAAAGUGUUGGCAAUUCCUUUCGUAAUGAAACCUCCAGCAGGUGCGACGUUGGAGCAAAUUCAGGAGAAUGUUGUGGUUCCUAUUGGAAGACUCUUGACUUCAUUAGAACCUACUGGCAACGUCAUAACCUCCCAGACUAAAUCGUUACCAAAUGGAGAUGUAGAAUCAGUAGUUUAUUUCAAUAUACCAUCUGUGAAGAACUCCGAGACCUACAAGGAUAUAUCCGAUGAAUUACAGAAACCAAGUACCAGCACAGAGCAAUCAGGAACUGCUGCCAGUACUCAAGCACCUGUAACAUCCACAACUGUUCAAGAACCCAUCGUUUCCCCUGUCACCAAAUCGACACAAAAUCAAACACCAAAGGUCGGAGUACCAGCAAAUACAGAAGAACCACGAACCCAAAUCCCCGAAGAGAAAAAACCUGAAAAUAGCGUUGUAACCACUCCGAUAGACCUCUCUCAUCCCAACUUCGACGCACUUAAAACUGGAAUAGAAGAGAGAUUGAACGACGUAAUCAAGAACACACCUAACAAAAAUGGUCAACCCCAAACCAUCGGUUUUCCAUUUGUGGUUCCGAAAGACCAAGCGAAACGCAUACCAAUUAUGGCUCAAGCCAUAGCUACUCUUCUGAAGGGUUUGGUACCAUCUGGAAACGCUGCAUCCACCAUAUCACCCAAAGUACUACCAAAUGGUGAUGUCGAGUUUACCAUUUACUACGAAGUACCCGCCAUCACUAAGCCCAAUAAGGAUGUGACUGAGAGACCAGCAAAUGCCAAAAAGAACCUUGUUUUAACUCCCAUCGACAUUAAAAAUCCUGAUUUUGAAACCCUCAGAAACGAACUGGAUAAGAAAAUCAACGAUAUUACUAAGACUAAUAAUAAUGGUCAACCACAAGAAGUUGAAAUUCCUUUGGUUAUAUCGAAGAACCUCAAAUCUCCAUUUUUCGAGAUAGCUUUGAGAAACUUUUUACAGACCAUUUUACCUGGAAAAGUCUCCCCAAAACCACUCUAUAAGGAUCUUCAAAACGGCGAUGUUGAAAUGGUUUUCAACUAUGAAACACCUGCAACUACGGAACCACCAGUUGAAAAGAAAACUGAAAAGAAUACUGAAGCUGUUGUAUCAACAACAGUGACUCCCAAAACGGUAAUAUCCACAACGUCGACACCAAAGACCCAAAAUGAGGUACAACCUGAAAAUAACAACCUGAUUACUCCCAUAGACGUGAAGAAUCCUGAUUUCCAAACCCUCAAGAAUGAACUCGAGAAGAAGAUUAACGAGAUAAGUACAGCUAACAACGGUCAACCUCAAGAAGUAGGAAUUCCAUUAGUUAUAUCGAAGAACCUCAAAUCUCCAUUUUUCGAAAUUGCUCUUAGAAACUUCCUGCAGACCAUUUUGCCAGGAGAAGUUUUAGCCAAACCUUCCUAUAAGGAUCUUCCGAAUGGUGAUGUUGAGAUGGUUUUCAACUACAAAAUACCUGCAACUUCAGAAUCACCUGCAGAGAGAACAACUGAAGUUUCUACUCAAGCCACUCAAUCAACAACGGUGACACCCAAAACAGUUAUACCAACAACAACAACUAUCAAAACCCAAAACAAAAUUAACACAGAAAAAACUGUCUUGAUCCCUCCUAUCAACAUUAAAAAUCCAAACUUCAACACUCUUGUGGACGACAUAAAGAGGACAAUCGAACAGAACACUGGUAAUAACAAUGGUCAGCCACAAAUAAUAGGUAUUCCUUUCAUAAUGCCCUCACCUCCACCAUAUAUAGUCGAAUUAUCCUUAAAAAAGGCUUUGAAAAUGCUUCUACCCGGUGAAAUUCUACCAGAAACUCAAACGAAUAAACUUCCUGAUGGAAAUGUGGAAUUUAUCAUCUACUACGAGAAACCUUCAUCGUCGAAUAACAAGCCCAGUGAAGAAGUUGUUGCCGGUCAAACUGAACCUUCGGUUGAAAAGAAGCAAGAACAACAUAAAGUAUUACCAACUGUAACACCAAAAACCCUAGUGAAACCAGUCACGGAGGCUCCACAAACCGUUCAACCUGAGAAUUCCGUGAUAACCACACCUAUAUCACUGCAACAAAUAGAUUUCAACACCAUCAAAGACGAGGUCGAGAAGAGAAUUGACGAAGCAAGCAAGACGAAUAAUGGCAAGCCAGAAAUCGUUGGUCUUCCUUUCAUCAUGCCAAAUAAUCAGAAUUCGUACAUGUUAGAGUUGGGCUUGAUGAAAGUUCUGGGUUUUAUUUUACCUGGAGAAAUUUCACCAAACACCCAAACAAAAGUUCUUCCAAAUGGUGAAAAACAGCUUGUUAUCUUUUACAAAUUGCCAGGAGUGGAGACUAUUAAGGGUAAAAAUGAAAUAGAGCCUGUGGAAGCGGUGGAAGAUGUUAAUUUGGACGAACCUGGUUCAACUGUACUGGGGGAAGUGGGAAAAGCCUUAAUCCAGGGAAUAUCCACCUUGACUUCUAACCCAGAGAACUUGAACAAACCCGCGAAUCUGAAAUUCAACAUCUACGCUCCUUUGGAUAACACCCCAUCGCAGAACAAGGGUAUCGUUGAUGCUGUUUCAGCUGAAUUACAGAGCCUCGAGCCAAGUGCCAAGAUCGUCACGGCUAAAGUAAACGAAAAACCACUGAGUAACGAACCAGAUGGUGUCAUAGAAAUCACACUACCUUCUAUCGCCACUUCUAAUACCGCAGAAGGCCUGAAGAAGGCUGUUAAAAUUCCAACAAUAGACACCAACAUCCCAGAGUUGAAUUUGGUGGGCAACAUCAAAGCGCUCCUACAGAGGAGUUUGAAAAAACUUGGUCAAUUGAACCCUAAGGGAAGUCAGUUGUUUGACUUCAGCUUCAGACUGAAUCCUUUCGACACCAAGGGUUCAGUUGCUGAGAUUCUGAAGGCUUUGAAAGCAGUGGAUCCAACUGGUCAGGUCGUUUCUUAUAAGAUUUCAUCAAGACCAGAUGGUCUAGAUUAUCUGGACGUAAGUUAUCUGAUACCAAGACUGGAGGACUCUAUUAUAUAUGAGAUAGUAAGACCACAACAACCAGAGGUAGUUUACGAAUCUGUUGUGGAUAUUGAUACGAGGAAUCCCAUAAAUGGCCUGUUGGAAAAGGUCGUCAGCGAAGUGGGAGCAGCCGAAGACGAAGUCAAAGGGGCUAAGAAGGAGCAGUUGGUGGACCUACCCCUUGACUUCAAAUUCACCAAUUCCAGGGGAUUGUCGGACUCUGAGGUCAGUAGAAUCGUUAGCCAAACAUUGCCCUACAUCCAGGGCUACAUAAGUCAAGUUCUGCCCGAUGGGAACGUGAAGUCUAUCAACACUGUUGCGUUACCAAACUCUGACGAUGUCAUCCUUAAGAUUCUGGUGAGGACACCAUAUGAACCUGAUAAUACCAUAGUCAUAGAGGAGGAAAGACCAAGAGUGGUAGUUACCACUCCCAAACCGAAGUCGAAGGGCCUGUUUGGGUUGUUUGGACGUUGAGAGAUUUUGAGCUGUGAAAUGUUAAUUUUUAAGAAAGAUUUUUGUGAUCAAUAAACAUAUUAGUAUUCA